Homalodisca vitripennis (glassy-winged sharpshooter) is the source of this 917-nucleotide messenger RNA. RefSeq names its product cytochrome c oxidase assembly factor 7 homolog (gene Coa7). The record is from RefSeq and is a predicted model, not a curated record. Gene Ontology annotation, cellular component: mitochondrial intermembrane space. NCBI's taxonomy places the organism in Eukaryota, Metazoa, Arthropoda, Insecta, Hemiptera, Cicadellidae. Gene Ontology annotation, molecular function: protein binding.
UGAAAAAGGGAAUAAUAAUGUCCAGCAAACACCUUGUAAUCAGCUGUUUCAGAUCUAGAUUAAAAAACGUGAGUAGCGAAUGGUUAAUCUAACCUAACCUAUAAAAGUCUGAGUGUGUUUUUCUGUUAUUUAGUGUAAAAAUGUCAAUAAACUUUAAGUCUGAAGAAGAAGUGAAAGAUUAUGUUAAAAAUUUAGGAACUGAAUACAGAUUUGGAUGUUAUCAAGAAAAGAAGCCUGAAGUUUGUCAUCUACUUGGAGAUUAUUUUGAAUCAAUCGACAAAGAUCAUGAGAAAGCUUGGAAAGUUUACCAAAAUAAUUGUGACACAGCAAAUUUUGCAAAGAGCUGUUUUAAGUGUGGCAAUUAUUUAGCCAUUGGUCGUGGAGGACUUAUCCAGAAACAAGACCGUACUAAAGCUCUAGAAUACUUUGAGAAAAGCUGUACACAUGGUGAUAUGAAUGGAUGCUUUCGAGCUGGAAUCCUCUCAGCGAUUAUAAACAGCCAGGAUCCUAUCAGGACGUUUAAACAGGUCAGGCCUUCUCUGCAUAAAGGAUGUGAAGGCAAGCACCAUGAGUCCUGCUAUCACCUGAGUGGGGUCUUCAUGGAAGGCUAUGAGAGGGAGAAGAUAGCAAAAGAUAUGAAACGUUGCUUUGACUACACACUGAAAGCUUGUGAUCUCGACAACAUGUACGCUUGUGCUAACUUAAGCUUGAUGUAUCAGAAAGGUGAUGGAGUUGAGAAGAAUCCAGAGCUAGCAAAGAAAUAUAGGACAAAAGCUGAAGACCUUCAAGAAGCAGUGGUUAAACAACGUCAACUUAUGUUCCAAGAAGGACUGAACAGGACAUGAGAAUUUCUUAGAAUAAUUUAAUGUACAUAGAAAAAGUAUUUGUAUUUAUAAGUAAAGUUUGUUGUAGUAGUG